CGCCGCUGACAUCAUUCCCGCAGGAGGGCGGGCGGAGGCAUCGCCGCCGCCACACGGUCGCAGCCCCGGAGAGCUGCCCGCCGGCCCGCGCCCAUUUAUCUCAGCCUAAAGCCUCCCCAGAGCAAGGAUGCUGAUUCUCCUGGCCUUCAUUAUCGUGUUUCACAUAACCUCAGCAGCUCUGCUGUUCAUCUCAACAAUUGACAAUGCCUGGUGGGUGGGAGAUAACUUUUCUGCAGAUGUCUGGAGAGUGUGUACCACGAAUACGAGCACCUGUAUGGCUAUCACUGAUGAGUUCAAUGAGUAUCAAUCAAUUCAGGCUGUUCAGGCCGCCAUGAUCCUGUCUACCAUUUUCUGCUGUGUGGCAUUUCUGGUUUUCAUUCUUCAACUCUUCCGUCUAAAGCAAGGAGAAAGAUUUGUGUUAACUUCUGUUAUCCAGCUCCUGUCAUGUCUGUGUGUUAUGAUUGCAGCUUCCAUUUACACAGACAGGCAUGAAGAACUGCACCAGAGCCAUGGAUAUGUAAUGGAAGUUUCCAAAGGCCAAUAUGGCUAUUCCUUUGUCUUAGCCUGGAUUGCCUUUGCCUUUACCCUGAUCAGUGGAGUGAUGUACUUAGUAUUAAGGAAGCGUAAAUAAAUGUCAGCACCUAGUUAUUUCUGUCACUGCAGUACAAAACCAAAUUCCAGUAACCAUUUUGUAUAUAAUCAUUUACAUGGUUUUGUAGUAAAGGUAUUGUUUCUCUAAAAAUGUACUGUGUUCUUGAUAUGAAACAGAAUUAAAAAAAAAAAGAAGGCAGGUGAAAUGAAAUGCCUGGCACCUCCAGGUCAGGGGUCAGAGCAAGACAGAGCCAAGUUGUUUCUUUUACAUUCUUUUACAUAUUUCAUCAUCAUAAAUUGUUUUCCUUUAUUAGACAUUAACAGUUUGUUCCUGGCCUCUAGUAGAUUAGAAAUAAAGCCCAUACAAAUUAAUUUGUAAGCAAUAUACUAAUUAUAUUCCUGGACCAGAUAUCCCUUUGAAAUAUGUUAAAUAGAAGGGCGUGCAACAAAACAAGGCCCAGAUGACAAUGAAAAAGCAAACACAUCUAAAGCCCAGAGCUGCACUCAGAGCGUCUGCCCUGGCUCAGGACCAGUGUUCUGCUCUUUAUAAUGUGCAGUAAGUGUCAUCAAGUUUUUAUUAAAACCACUUGCUUUGCAAAAGUAAACAAGCCCUUUUUGUACUCCAGCAAAUGUUUCUCUUGAUUGUGUUUCACAUUUAAUUUAAGCACACAGAGCCUUUGGUGGGAGCACUUAUCAGCCAAUUCCCUGUUCAGCCUGGGCCCAGCACAGCUGGGGCAGUGAGGAGCUCCCCACCCCAGCCCUGGAUCCCUGAGCCUUGGGCAGCCUUCCUGGGAGGGAGAAAAGGGGAACAGGAAAGCAUUACUGGGCCUAUCUGCAGAUUUCUAAGCAGCCUAGUGAUCAAGCAAUGCCAAAUUUAGGUUUUUACAGCCUAACUCAAGAUGUUUAUUACACUGAGUUUUUAUCACAUAGUGAUUUCAUGGUUAAUGUGCCCUGUACAAAAGCAUUCCCUGAGUCUGCCCAUUGGGAAAUUGGCCUUUAAAAAAUUGACUUUAAAUUUCUUUGUGGAUUUUACUGGAACUAAACUCUACUACUAACCAAAUCAGAGUGCAAUUGCUAUGCUUAUGAAUUCCAGGAUAGGUUUCAAGAUAAAAUUACUUGGUUUUUAUUUUUCAGUAAUUUUGUGAGCUAAAUCUUUGCUCUAAUACCAGGCUUAGCUGCUCAGCAGUGUAAUACUGGAUUUGGCUGAUGGUGAUUCUGGAGAUCAGUGUGGAGAAUGAACGAAGCAGUCUGUCCUGGUUAGUCACAGCUUUGAUGCUUAAGUACAGAUUUGACUUUUGAAAAGCUCUAACCAUUUAUUUAUUUAUUUCAUAUUCACUACAGCUGGCCCAAUGCAGAGGCAGUAAAAAAGUAAAUACGUUUUUAAUGAGGUAUUACACUUAAAGGAGAACAAGUUCAGUAUCAUAAGGCAGUGUAGCUCUACUGAAGUUAAUAAUUGCUAUAUUAGACAUCAGAUAAUGAAAUUUUAUCUGAUUUCUUCAGAUUUGUCCUUGAUUUAUCAUGAAGUAAAAGUUCAAGUGCAUAGCUUUUUAGGAACUGUCUCCAGCAUGAGUGACAGGCCAUGUAGUUCCAUCUUCAUUCCUUCAGCAUCCUAUAAUGCUUUGGCAUGUGCUGCUUGUUUUCAGGAGGAAAGAAAUUCCAAUAAGACUGUUAAAAAAUUAGGAUGAGCAAGCAGGACAUCACAGUAAAAGUAAUAAUAAUAGUUAAAAACCCAUAUAAUUUUGAAGAAAAGGGAUUCUUCCCAAUCUAGCAUCAUGCUAGUAUUUCAUCAGGUUUUUUUCCUCUUAGUGGGAGUGCUCUGAAUUUCAAGAAUUAUUACCCUACUUUUUAAAAAAGUGUUUCUAUAAUUUGCUGAAUUCAUUUCAGGUUCAAAACCUGAGUUUUUCUAGCAAACAGAAUUUGUGUUAAAUAAAUAGAUGCAGGUUUAAGGGUGAAAGUAAAUAGACUGUUAGCUAGGCAUUUUGCUACUUUUAUUAAAACAUGAGACAAUAAGGAAAAUUUUAAAGCAAAUACAGAUUAAAGCUCUAAUAUCUAGAUGACAGUCCUGAAGAAUUCUAAGUUAAGCUUUUUAUGCCACUGACUUGCAGAGAUGCUUCAGUUCCUUGCCUUGAUAAUGCUCAGGUCAUUUGUAGAGCAAAUAUUUAAAAUAAAGAUGUAGAUAUAUAUGAACACAGUUUAAUUCCACAGUAAAAGCUCUGUCCCUUUAAUAAAGUGAAAAGCACACACACAACAAAUACUCUGAUGCACAACACCUCCACUUGUGUACAAACACCAGCAUGUGCAUGAUGCCACACAAGAGAUGGGAAUGUUCUGCACAAGUGAACAAAUCAGUCUGAACUAGAGUUUGAGCAGAACAAACAUAUUUUAGGGGUUUUUUUCUACCUUAUAUGUCUUUAAAAUAUACCAUUUUCUAUACUCUAUAUAUUCUGAAAAUGUACAUGAAAAUAAAGUUAAAACAAAUUCUUGUACUGUAUUAGCAAACUCAAUACAUUUAGCAAUCUGACCUUUUCUUUAAGCUUGGGAUAUAUUUACACAAUGUUGGAUGAGAAAUAGUUGAGUUUUUGUGUGAACAGGUAAAAUUAAAUUCUUCCUGCCUGUAAGUAGAACCAGAACCUGAUUAUUUUGUCCUUUAUUGAAGACCUUUCAGAGUAAGCAGAGAAAAUAUUAGUGUAUUGAACUUUUAAAUGUAUGGUGUCAAGAGAACGUCUUGAGUAAUGUAAGAUCCACUGAUGCUCUGAGGAGUUACCUAUAAGGUUUUUUUAUUUUCCAUCAUUUGCAGAAACAAUCAUAUAUUUUAAGAUGAGGUUGAGUGCCUUGACUGUAUGAGCAAAUAAUGUGAGAAACAAGCCAGUGACUUCUGUAUCUGCUCUGGUCCAAGCUUUGGAUUUGCAAAUCACACAGCACACUUGGGUUUGUACAGAUCCAUUGAAAACACUCCCCCAGUUCCACAGAAAUAAUUCCCCAAACACCAUGAAACUUCUCCUUUGUAAUCUUAAUGGAUAAGAGGAAAAAGUCCCGAUUAUUAUAAUAUUCACUAUCAGCCGUGAAUGUACCUUUAUAUUUUUCACCCAGCAAGUAAUCAUCUGCAGCACA
Messenger RNA from Melozone crissalis (California towhee), 3702 nucleotides. RefSeq names its product epithelial membrane protein 2 (gene EMP2). The transcript has 5 exons. Bases 128 to 631 code for a protein of 167 amino acids. Lineage: Eukaryota; Metazoa; Chordata; Aves; Passeriformes; Passerellidae. Gene Ontology annotation, cellular component: plasma membrane. The record is from RefSeq and is a predicted model, not a curated record.